GCGAGGACUAAAAGAAAAACAGGAAGUUUUAUUAGUUACGUUUUACAACUAAGCUUUCAUAACAACGUCUGUAAUUAUAAAUAAUAUAAAUUAUAUUGCUUAAAAAUUACUGAAAUUUAAUAAUUUCGUCGCAGACUGGGCGUGUAAGUUUAAAACGGCAAACGGUGUUUUCUUUGUUUUUUAUUUCCGCUGUUUUCUUUUUUGUUUAAUUUAAAUCAAUACUUUUUAAUUUAAGGAGCAACAAAAAUACAACGUGCUGAAUUUUAUGUGGUUAUUGAAAACGCAGAAGAUACUUCAAUAUAAGCUUCAACACUAGAACUUUGAAAUUAGUUAACCACGUAUCACAUAUUGCCAUAGAACGUCAAAAUGACGGAGGAUACCGAAUAUAAAAAGUUGCCAAUUGACGAGCGCUGCGUUCAUAAAUUAUGGAAGGCUCGUGUUGAUGGUUACGAAGAGGCAGCUAAAAUAUUUCAAGACAUUGACGAUGAUAAAUCGCCAGAAUGGAUGAAAUUCGUUGGUCUCAUUAAAAAAAUGGUUGUGGAUUCAAAUGCAAUGGCGCAAGAGAGAGGUCUUGAAGCAGCAUUAAUAUUUGUCGAACGCUGUGGACAUGCCAAUAGAACAGUUGGAGAUGUUAUGUCUGGUAUUGUACAAAAAUGUAUAGCUGCGCCUAAAACAAAGACUAAGGACCUCUCCGUACAAAUAACACUUAUGUAUGUUGAAAUUGAGAAACAAGACGCAGUUCUAGAAGAACUUUGCAAGGGUAUGGAACAUAAGAAUCCAAAAAUCGUAUCAGCUUGCGUUGCAGCCACAACAUUGGCACUACAUGAUUUCGGUUCUAAAGUCAUAAAUGUUAAACCGUUAAUUAAGAAACUAGCACCAUUAAUGAGCGAUCGCGACAAAGGUGUGCGAGAUGAGGGAAAACAGUUAGCUGUUGAAAUAUAUCGUUGGAUUGGUGCACCUAUGAAACAACAAAUAUCAACUUUACCCCAAGUUACGAUUAAAGAACUCGAAGAUGAGUUUGACAAAUUGAAAGGUGAAAAACCUGAACCUGUCAGAUAUCUGAAAUCUCAACAAGAAAAACAAAAGCAAAUAGCUGCUGCUGCAGCAGAAGCUGAGGAACCAGAUGAGGAUGGGGAGGCAGAAGUUGAGGAAAUUGAUCCAAUGGAUCUUAUGGAUCCAGUAGAUAUACUUUCAAAAAUACCGAAAGAUUUUUAUGAGAAACUUGAAGAAAAAAAGUGGACUAUUCGAAAAGAGGCAUUGGAAACGCUAGAAAAACUAUUAACGGAAAACCCCAAACUAGAAAGUGGGGAGUACGGCACACUGAUAAAUACAUUAAGAAAAAUAGUUGCUAAAGACUCUAACGUAGUAUUAGUGGCAAUGGGUGGUAAAUGUUUGGCUAUGUUGGCAAAAGGUUUGGGUAAACGUUUCUCUCCCUAUGCAAUGGGUUGUCUUCCUACACUUCUGGAAAAAUUCAAAGAGAAGAAAUCAAAUGUUGUAACAGCAUUACGUGAGGCUAUCGAUGCAAUUUACCCCUCAACUAAUCUUGAAGCUAUGCAAGAAUGUAUUGUCGAAUCUUUGGGAAGUAAGAACCCUACUGUUAAAUUAGAAACAGGUUCAUUUUUGUCGCGUGCAUUUGCACGUACACAGCCUGCAGCAAUUAAUAAAAAGCUAUUAAAAUUACUAGUAACUACUUUAGUAAAGACGCUAAAUGAACCCGAUCCAAAUGUACGUGAUAGUUCUGCCGAAGCAAUUGGCACUUUAAUGAAAUUGAUGGGUGAAAAAACAGUUGCGCCAUUACUUGUUGAUGUAGAUGCAUUAAAAAUGGCUAAAAUAAAAGAAUUUCACGAUAACGCAGAAAUUAAAGUCAAAAUUGUUGGAGCUAAAAAGGAACGACCAGCUACUGCUCCAACAUCCAAACCAGCAAACACUGUAUCUUCUAAAGGCGGUUCAACUGAACCAAAACCGGUUGUACGACCAUCAACUGCAGGCGUUAAAAAAGCGUUGCCUAAAAAAGCUGCUAGUCGAAAUACUGGUGGUGGAGAUUCGAACGCCAUUGGUGGCGGUGCCACAAAGUCAGCCUCUUCAAAAUCAUUAGCGACUGAAAGAGAAAUGACACCCGAGGAAGUACAAGCUAAAGGUGAUGAAUUAAUCGCUGCUGAUAUAUUGCAAGGCUUGGUAGAUUCGAACUGGAAGAAUCGGCUUGCAGCUGUUGAAAACUUAUUAGCACAGGUACCAGAGUUUGAUCCUAAAACACCAGGAAUUUCACAAGUGUUAGUUCGAACUAUUAGUGGACGAAAACCAGGCUUGAAGGAAAUGAAUUUUCAAGUCCUUAAACAUAAAUUGGAUAUCAUACGUGCUGUUGCAGAAACAUUUCCAUUAACAACAAUAACUGUAGAUAUUGUUUGUAACGAAAUUACAGAAAAGUUGGCUGAUGUAAAAAAUGGAACUACGGCUGCAGAAGUACUUACUGCAUUUGCUGAAGCAACAAAACUUGAUUAUGUUGUUGGAAAAGUUAUAGGUUUUGCUUUUGAACAAAAAUCACCCAAAAUGCAGUCAGAAGCUUUGAAUUGGGUCAAUAAAUGUGUAUUAGAGUUCGGCUUCCAAGUUCAAGCAAAGGUUUUAAUUGAUGAUUUACGGAAAGCAGUGCAAAGUACAAAUCCUGUGGUACGAAGUUCAGCAAUUACACUACUCGGCACAAUGGCUAUGUUUAUGGGGAAUACAUUGAUGAUUUUAUUUGACAAUGAAAAACCUGCUCUGAAAACUCAAAUUCAAGCAGAAAUAGAUAAAAAUAUUGGUGAAAAACCGCCAAAACCUAUAAGGGGAGUAAAGAAAUCUGCGGUAGCCGCAAAUAAAAACGAAGAAGCUGAUUAUGAAACGUGCGAUGAUGAUGAACAGCGGAACGAAGGUGGUGGUGAGAAAAUAAAUUUAACAGAUUUAUUACCCCGCGUUGACAUUUCUCCACAAAUAACGGAACUAUUACUUAUUGAAAUGAGUGAUAAAGACUGGAAAAACCGUAAUGAAGGACUUAUUAAAGUGCAAGCUAUUAUAAGUGAAGCAAAAUUAAUAAAAUCUUCAAUUGGUGAUUUAGCUCCAGCUUUAGCGCUACGAUUAUUCGAUUCAAAUGCCAAAAUCGCACAAACAGCUUUGGCAAUUUGUGAACAACUAGCUAAUGCUAUGGGUUCAGGCUGCAGUAAAUAUGUGAGAACACUAUUCCCUGGUAUAUUACAUGCACUUGGUGAUAGCAAAAGUUUUGUACGCACUGCCGCUUUAAAUUGUAUAAAUAGUUUUGGUGAAAAAGGUGGUUAUAAGGAGUUCUUCGAAGGUGAAAUGAUUGCGGAUGCUCUAAAAUCAGGUUCUCCUAGUUUAAAAACUGAAUUAUGGCAAUGGUUAGCAGAACAUUUACCACAAAUGCCGCCAAAAUCAAUAUCGAAAGAUGAUUUAAUUUCUCUAAUACCUCACCUUUAUGCUCACAUUUGUGAUCGAAAUGCUGAUGUGCGAAAAAACGCUAAUGAAGCUGUACUCGGUGUUAUGAUUCAUCUUGGAUUUGAUGCUAUGAUCAAAGCUUUAGAUAAACAAAAACCAGCUGCUAAGAAAGAUAUACAAACUUCAUUAGAUAAGGCACGUCCUAAUUUACCUAUUAAGCCAUUACCGAAAGGUAAGCAACAAGCACCGAUUGUAGAAGAACCCAAAAAAACUGUUCGUGGCGGUGGAGCCGCACAAAAAGUUUCAGCAAAUAAAACCACACCACCUGAGAAAACAGCUGGUAACUCACGAAAGAAAGAAGAGGAGAUCGACAUUUCACCAUUAUUGGCAGUAAAUAAUAUGAAAAAUCAGCGCUUGAUUGAUGAACAAAAAAUGCGUGUUUUGCGGUGGGCAUUCACAACACCACGUGAAGAGUUUACGGAAUUAUUAAGGGAUCAAAUGAUUGCAGCCAAUGUAAAUAAACGAUUACUGGCAAAUAUGUUUCAUGAUGACUUUAGAUAUCAUUUAAAAGUGAUAGAAUCAUUGAGCGAAGAUUUACCCAGCAACCCCAAAGCUUUAAUCUGCAAUCUUGAUUUAAUACUAAAAUGGUUAUCACUGCGUUUUUAUGAUACAAACCCUUCUGUAAUAAUUAAGGGUCUGGAAUAUCUAAAUUCAGUGUUUAGUCAAUUGGUGCAACUGGAAUAUAUUUUAGCUGAAAACGAAGGUUACGCAUUUAUACCGCAUUUACUCUUAAAGCUUGGUGAUCCUAAAGACGCUAUACGUAAUGCAACACGCACAUUAUUACGACAAAUAAUGCUCGUUUAUCCUUAUACUAAAUUGUUUAGUUUUCUAAUGGAAGGACUGAAAUCAAAGAAUGCACGUCAACGCACAGAAUGUUUGGAUGAACUUGGCUUUUUAAUAGAAUCAUAUGGAAUGACAGUUUGCCAACCAACGCAACAAGCAGCAUUGAAAGAAAUAGCACGUCAUAUAUCUGAUCGUGAUAAUGCGGUACGCAAUGCAGCUUUAAACACAGUAGUGAGUGCAUAUUUCCUAGCAGGAGAAAAAAUAUACAAAUUGAUUGGGCAAAUGAGUGAAAAGGAUAUGUCAAUGUUAGAUGAACGCAUAAAACGUGCUAAAAAAACAAAAAAGCCAACGCCUCCUGUAGAAUUAGCGAAACCUGCCGUGCAGGUAGUGCAACAGGAUAGUAUUGAAAUUGAUGAUUCUAAUCCUAGCAUUUGUGACGAUGAACUCCCGUUGCCGGAAGAGCAUGAAUCACCUAGUAAUAAUCUUGCAAGUGUGCGUCAAAAACAAAUGGACGAAAAUAUUUUGCAUAUACCUCAUUCGUUGAAAAGAGAAGCAACUUUUGAUCAACCAUCAUCGACACAAUUACAUUUAACGCAAACGCAACAACCAAUUAAAUCAACAGGUCCCUUCGGUUUAGAUCCAGAUGUAAUUGCUGAUAUCGAAAAAGGUUGGGUGCGUGCAGAUCAAAUCAAACAAGAAGAAGUACCAACUGUCGAUAUUUCAAUAUUGUACGAACCCAUUAAGAUUAUACCAACACGUGAUGGUGUGCAAUAUCCGCAAGAUAAGUUCGAAGAAUUGAUAGCGCGCUCACAUCUUAUGCAAACGCAUUCAACUCCUCCAGGUAGAGGCGUCGUCUCACCAUUCAUGAGUCCAUCACAACAGCAUAUGAAUAAUCCAGCUAAUUUACCAAAAUUGGAUCCAAAUUUAAUUAAAAUCAUCAAUGGUAUUAGCAGCACCGAUACUUUAAAAGCACGCGCAGCUAUAAACGAAAUCACUGAGAUACUUGAUUAUGAAGAGAGACAGCUUGUGUUGCGUGAUUAUGAAGAACUUUUCAUACAAAGCGCACUGGCGCAAUUAAAACAUUUAUCUCAAGUACCUCAAGCAGAUUCUGUGAUUGUAUAUCAACCACUGCUCUCUAUAUUAUACACAUUUUUCUAUUCAAAGUCACUUGGUAGAACAUUGAGUGUUAAUUGUAUAAAGGACCUAAUGACUGUAUUGUUAAAUUUAAUGGCUGAUCAAAAACUAAAUAAUGGUGACGAUAGUCAAUACAAUAAGGUUAUUAAUGGUAUAUGCCUGAAAAUACUGGAUAAAGUUAACUUUACGAACUUAAAUUGUGCACUAAUACGUUUGUUGCGCGAAACUUGUCCUGUUGCUGGCUUGCCUAAAUUUACUGAUCUACUUAUGAAAUGCAUUUGGAGAAACGUGAAAAUGCUAUCAGAACGUUCUAAUGAACUACACUAUGAUGCCGUACUAUUGGAAGUUAAUCAGUUUAUGCUAGAUCUUCCGAGCGCUUGGUGGCAGUCACGUCCAACCGAUACGCCUCUGCGUACAAUCAAAACAAUUAUACACAAUAUGGCCAAAAUUAAAGGAAAUGCUAUAUUAGAUCAUUUACCGCCAUCUGCUGGGCACUCAGAAUUACACUCGUAUUUAUUGAGAAUACUUAAGAAUUUACAAAAGGAUGGUACCAUUCCUUCAGGCGCACCUCAGCGUUCAACUUCUGCUAAAGAACUGUAUUCUAAACGCGCUUUAAGUCAAGCUCCAGAAGUGAUGUCUCAAAUAUUUAAACUCAUUUCAGAUAAAGAAACAAAACAGCAGGGAUUACAAAAAUUAUAUGAAUUUAAGGUACAAAAUCCAAACAUAGACAUAAGUGCAUUCCUCAAGGGAGCAACUCCCAAUUUUCAAAAAUACAUCGAAGACGGCUUGGCUGAAAUCGAAAGAAACUCAAGUGCUAAAGUAGAUAAAAACGUGGAUAACUUGGGACAAACUGCCGUUUUGGCAACAUCAAGUACAGAUAAUCGUUUAGAUGCAAAUAUUUUGACGCAAAACUCUAUAUCGACAACUACUGCGUCUGGUGAUGUUAGAGUGGAUCCUGAAUACUGGUUGGAUCGUUUAAAUCGCUUAAAAGCUCAAAGUAAUUUAACACAACCUCGUAAUCCUGAUGGCAGUUAUGCGCUAGGCACACAUUUACUGGACAAUAAAGUUGCAGAUGAGAAUCUCAACCUGAAUGUUUUGACUGCAGGCCAGAAGGUGUCACUAAUACGCAGUGAUCGUAAUGAACUAUCUCCAAAUCGGCUUCAACAUAUUCAAGCUAAGUUGGCUUUGUUUAAAAAGGAAAAUAAUUCAUAAGACACCUCAAGUUAAAUAAAAUUCAAAAACCUGUAUGUUAAUAA
Teleopsis dalmanni is the source of this 6656-nucleotide messenger RNA. It is a transcript of the gene msps, whose product is annotated as protein mini spindles. NCBI's taxonomy places the organism in Eukaryota, Metazoa, Arthropoda, Insecta, Diptera, Diopsidae. Gene Ontology annotation, molecular function: microtubule plus-end binding; microtubule plus end polymerase activity. Gene Ontology annotation, biological process: microtubule polymerization; establishment or maintenance of microtubule cytoskeleton polarity; centrosome duplication. The record is from RefSeq and is a predicted model, not a curated record. Bases 367 to 6612 code for a protein of 2081 amino acids. Gene Ontology annotation, cellular component: spindle pole; centrosome; kinetochore. The transcript has 19 exons.